UUAUCUCGUAUAAACCCUUAUUUAGUCUACUUGCCUUUUCCUCUUCUUCCCGCUCAGCAUCCCUCCUUCUCGUCUCAUCUCGCCUCAUUCCUCUGCUUUGGCAUGGCCAACACCAGUCCUCAGACUCCUGUUCAGGAUAUCCAGGAGCCUUCGUCGCUGAAUUCUUCCUACGUGACCAUUGAAACGCUUCCCACCAUGCCUCUACCAGAGUCCCUUCACUCCUCCAACCAGACGACCCUCGACUCCGCCAAGAAGAGCCCAUCAAAGACCAGAUCCUCGGUAGACACGCCAGCCCGAACGUCCCACAGAUCGCACAAACUUCAUAAAGAUGAUAGGGUUGACUGGGUCGAUGGCAAACGUCCAAAGGGCUAUCGGACGCCCGAGGGAAGAGAGGCGGCCGAAAAAUCCAAGCAAUACAAGGCUGGGACGACGAUCCCUCACCUCGUCCAUCCCUGCACGACUUAUGAGGGUGUCCUCAAGCAUGCUUUCCUAGGAGCCAUCCGGUCAUUUGGUGUAUCAUACGGGACCAAGGCAUUGGUGAAUCUGUGUCUGGGCAUGUUGAAGCUGAUGAACGGAAAAGGCUCGUUUGGUCGAAUCGUCGCUGAUGCAUUCACAGGACGUGAUGCAGUGCGGUUUGGAUCCUUCUUUGGCAUGUUUUCAUUCCUGUGGAAACUGGCCAACAACGGCCUGAAACUCUACCGCGGGAAGGACGACAGGAUCAAUGGAGCCAUCGCCGGAGCAAUUGCUGGCCUUGCCAUCUUGAUCGAGAGUCAUGAAAGAAGGGUGACCUUUGCCCAGCAGAUGUUCAUCAGGUCUAUGCAGGGAGUCUACAAUGCUGGCAAGCAUCGCGGUCAGUUCUCGUUCCGCCAUGGCGAUGCCUUGUUAUUUGCACUCGGCUCCGCCCAAGUGAUGUACGCGUACACAAUGCAUCCGGAUACGAUCCCUAGGGAAUUCUUUGGAUUCAUGCUCAAGACAGCGCGUGUACCUGAAGAGGCACUAGCAUUCAACCGCACGCGUGUCCGUGGGUUCCCUCUGGAUCUGAAGCAGGUCAGAGAACUGAUUGGCCGGUAUAGACCUACAGACCUGGCUAUCCAGACGGUCUCGACCAUGUCAGAGACAUGCGAUGCGCUUCCCUGUGCGGUCCUGCAUCCAUGGAUCGACUCGUGCAUGACAAAUGACAUUGAACGAUUCGUUCAGGUGACAAAGGGAAUCUUCCCUGUCUACGCGACACUCAAUUUCGUCCCUCUGGUCGUCCUCAGGAUGAAGAGAUUGAUGAAAGAUCCUAUCAAUGUGGCUUCUAAGACGACGUUCAACACACUCCGCUCUUCCGUCUUCCUGGCCAUCUUUGUUGCAGGAUACCAAACCCAGAUUUGUGCGCACCGUAAUCUCUUGAGAGCAGGGUGGCCUCUGGGUAAUAGCAAGUACCUUUACGGGCUGUUUGGCCUCGUAUGCGCGGGAACGUCCAUUAUGGUUGAGCAGGAGAGUCGACGCGCAGAACUUGCUAUGUAUGUCUUGCCAAAGGCUGCUACAAGUCUUUACAAGAUCCUGUACCGCAAGAACUGGGUCAAGGGCGUCAAGCACUGGGAGGUCAUGAUGUUCUCUUUUGCCAUGUCUCUUAUCAUGUCUUUCUACCAGCAGGAAGAGCAGGUUCUAUCGCCCUUCGUUACAAGACUCAUCUACCAUGUCCUCGGCAGAAGUUGAAUACUGCAACAGCAUCAUAGGGACAUCCUACAUAUACCACAGCAUAGCAGAAUAGAGAGCCUGUAGAGCGUUAUCUGUGAGACGAUGUCCCUAUUUUUUGUGUUUAUAUGCUGGACUAUGUUUGGCUGUUAUGUCAAAAGUUUCCACGCCCCUGAAUCAUGUUUCUUUUUUUUU
Molecule: messenger RNA, 1875 nt
Organism: Gamsiella multidivaricata
Lineage: Eukaryota; Fungi; Mortierellomycota; Mortierellomycetes; Mortierellales; Mortierellaceae
Exons: 8
Coding region: 103-1701 (532 amino acids)
Source: RefSeq, a predicted model, not a curated record